UAAACAAAACAUGGAACUGGAUCUCACUAAACAACAAUAUAAUGAAGAAUUUAAUCCAGCUGAUUAUUACAAUAGAUAUCAUGCUGCAGGAAAAGGAGUGCUGGUUGCAGAAUGGAGGGGAUUUGCAUUAAAAAAACUUCAUGACACGUUUACUUCAGGUGGAGUUGAAGGUAACACCCUGAUUGACAUUGGUGCCGGAUCGAGCAUUUACCACCUCCUGUCAGCCUGUGAAGUCUUUAAGAACAUAAUUACAUCUGACUACCUUCCUCAAAACCUCACGGAAAUCAAAAAAUGGUUAAAGAAUGAUCCCAGAGCUUUUGAUUGGUCUUCAGCUGUCAAAUGGGUUUGUGAGAUGGAAGGGAACAGUGACAACUGUCAAAAAAAGGAGGAGAAGCUCAGACAAACAGUGAAACGAGUGAUAAAAUGUGAUGUGUUCAAAAAGAAUCCCUUAGAGCCUCAUGUUGUGCCGCCGGCUGACUGUCUGCUGAGCUGUCUGUGUUUAGAAGCUGCGUGUAAUGAUCUAGAGACGUUCUACAGCGCCCUGAAGAACCUGAGGACCCUGAUAAAACCUGGGGGUCACAUGGUACUUAUGAGUGGGCUAAACGCUACAUUUUACUAUGUUGGUGACAUGAAGUUUUCAGCCCUGUCCAUGACAAAAGAGUACCUAGAAAAAGCUCUUAUAGAAACUGGGUACCAAAUUGAGAAGAUAGAAGUUGCACCACGAUUAAAGCAGUUGGGCAAGGAUGUUGCUGAUUUCCAGGGUUUUUACUAUGUUCAUGCCCGUAAACCACAUGACUCUUAAAGGGACAGUUUACUGUAAACUUUUCUUCUUUUUAAUGGUAUCCCAAUUUUCUAUUUUACCUGCUGUAAUAUAUUAAAUGGAUUGCAAAU
Bombina bombina (fire-bellied toad) is the source of this 891-nucleotide messenger RNA. Its product is annotated as nicotinamide N-methyltransferase-like. Gene Ontology annotation, molecular function: N-methyltransferase activity. The record is from RefSeq and is a predicted model, not a curated record. The transcript is spliced from 3 exons. Lineage: Eukaryota; Metazoa; Chordata; Amphibia; Anura; Bombinatoridae. Bases 11 to 802 code for a protein of 263 amino acids. Gene Ontology annotation, cellular component: cytosol.